Molecule: messenger RNA, 1563 nt
Organism: Hylaeus volcanicus
Lineage: Eukaryota; Metazoa; Arthropoda; Insecta; Hymenoptera; Colletidae
Gene: MRG15
Product: mortality factor 4-like protein 1
Exons: 6
Coding region: 189-1199 (336 amino acids)
Biological process (GO): regulation of DNA-templated transcription; chromatin organization
Cellular component (GO): nucleus; NuA4 histone acetyltransferase complex
Source: RefSeq, a predicted model, not a curated record
UUACGUGCGAUGUACAAGACAAAGCAGGACGCCGCUUUCAAAGUUAUGCUUUAACUUUAAGUUAAUCAGUGGAAAUCAAUUGUUUGCCAUUGGCGCGAAUUAUUGACAAAUUUCUAAAAUUUAGACAAUAUUUUAAACUGACGACCCAAAAACCAGUAGCCAAAAUAAGCAGUUCAAAGGACGUCAACAUGCCACCAAAAUGUAAAUUUCAGGAAGGAGAGAAAGUUCUGUGCUUUCAUGGACCUUUAAUUUACGAAGCAAAAUGUCUAAAAUCCUCAGUUACCAAAGAAAAACAGAUCAAGUACUUUAUUCAUUAUGCUGGAUGGAAUAAAAAUUGGGAUGAGUGGGUGCCGGAAAGUAGAGUUCUGAAAUACAAUGAAGCCAAUGUGCAAAGACAAAGAGAGGUCCAGAGAGCUCAUUCUAAUCAACAAUCUACACAGAAAAACAAGAAAGGCAAUACAUCUUCUAAAACUCAAGGACGUAGAAGUGAAGGUGGACGUGAAAAAGAUACGGAUAGUAGAGCUAGUACUCCUGUUGCCACAGUUGAGAAAAGUGUUAGUCGUUUUAGCAAAGGUACCACUAGCUCUGUCACUCCAUCGUCCUCUCAUGAUUCUACUUCGGAUGCCCCGCGUAAAAAACGCAGCCGUUUAGAACCAUCCGGUGAAACCGAAGAGUAUCUCACCAAGGUGGAAGUUAAAAUUAAAAUCCCAGAAGAAUUGAAAUUUGUACUUAUAGAUGAAUCAGAAGUUAUAUUAAAACAUCAUAAAUUACCUGCUUUACCUGUGAAAAAUACAGUGGACAAAAUUCUAGAUGAUUAUGUUGAAUCAAAAUCAUUAGGAAAAACUGAUUCUGUCAGGGAAAGUAUAUUAGAAAUAACUAAAGGUAUUCGUGAAUACUUCAAUAUAUCCUUAGGUCUGCAGUUAUUAUACAAGUGGGAACGUCCACAAUUUAUUCAGAUUAUGAAUGAUAAUCCAGAAACACUGCCCAGCCAAUUAUAUGGUGCAUUCCAUUUACUUAGGCUCUUUGUGAGACUCGGCGGAAUGUUAUCGUAUACGACAUUAGAUGAAAGAAGCAUACAGCUGCUAUUAUCACAUUUUCACGAUUUUUUACAAUACUUACAAAAAAAUAAUACCGAACUUUUCAAUCUUCAGCAGGAUUACGCAGAUUCACCGCCAGAUUAUCACAGGAAAUAUGCCUAAGUUAGUAUGAUCUGAUGGAUAUUUUUAAUUAAUCGAAGCAAUAUAUUACCACGUUUUUAUCAAGAAUAUUUCGUAUGGCAGUUGGAAUGAUUGUUUAAAAAACAUACACAUUGACACUGUUGUAUCAUAAUUAAUUUGUUAUACAAAUAAUUAGGUAAUUGUACAAAUUUAGUACCUUUACGAAUGGUGUGUUAAAUACUAUUCAAUGAUUUUCUGAAUUAUGAGAUUAAUUUUUUAGUUGACUAAUUGUACAGAAAAAAAAUAUACUCCAUACACUUUAGUUUAGACGAAAAUAUUAAUGUCUUUUAUUUAUUGUAAAUAUAAUGUAUUAUAACUUUAUUACCCAAUUAUAAUUUUACACAUA